Molecule: messenger RNA, 1842 nt
Organism: Oryzias latipes (Japanese medaka)
Lineage: Eukaryota; Metazoa; Chordata; Actinopteri; Beloniformes; Adrianichthyidae
Gene: fbxw12
Product: F-box and WD repeat domain containing 12
Molecular function (GO): protein binding
Source: RefSeq, a predicted model, not a curated record
UGCCCUCUCCGUCUCCGGAGGAGGCUGGUGGAGUUUCUACAAUCUGAAGUCACGAUGGAUGAUUCUUCUCAUCCACAAGUGACCACCGACUGCCUUAUAUAUAUUUUUACAUAUCUGAGCGAGGAAGAUUUAAUGCGUGUUUCAAGCGUUUGUAAGGACUGGCAUGACGCUGCGGAGACUCCCUGGUUAUGGAAGAGGAUAUGCCUGCAGCACUGGAGUUUCUGCAACCUCGCAGCCCUGGGGAGUGAACAUGACACUUGCUCCUGGAAAAGAUAUUUCCUACGCCGUAGUUUCUUGGAGGCUAACAUGACAAAAGGUUACACAUGCACGAGCCUAAGUGGACAUACAGGCAAGGUGGUUGGUCUGGCGUAUCUGCAUGGGAAUCCUAGCCACAAUCCAAACCUCUGGAACAUGGAGGCCACUGUUUGCAGUGCCUCGACUGAUGGUACAGUCAGAGCAUGGAACAUCCGAAAUGGCGAACUUCUGUGGUGCACACCUGUGCAGAGUCCUUUGACAGGGAUUAUCUGCGAGGAGCAGCAUCAAGUUGUGAUCACAUCUGACUCGAAUGGUCUUAUAAAGACCUGGAAGGGCCAGACUGGUAAAGAGUUAGGCUCCUUUUCUACAUCAUCUCCACAUUGUACUUUGCUGCAGUACAGUAAAAACAACGAUUGGUUCUUGACUGUUGGAACCAGUCAGGGAUCAGUGCACACACUGACUGGUUUUACUUUGACCACAAAAUCCAGGGUUGUGGUGUGUGACUCCUUCAAAGUCGACUUACUUUUAAUUUCACCUGACAAGAAGUGGGUUGUUGCUGGAACCAAGGACAGUAGUGAUAUAUUUCCAAAGGUGAUUUCCAGUGUGAGUUUGACCUCUCCCUCUGAAGAUGAAGAUCCUCUGUGCCAGUCUCUGCCAGUCACUGGGUGCCAUGCUGCUGUCUUUUUACCUAGUUUGCCUGCCAGGCUGGCCAUUAUCCACCAAUGUGGCAGCUUCAGAAACAAAAAAGCCCUGACUGUAUUCGAUAUCAGCACUAAAAAGAAGUACUCGUCAGAGAUCAAUGUCCAGCAAGUGGAGUCCUUCCCCUUGACGCUGCUUUCAUCCGAGUCACAGAUCCUCUUAGAGGCCAAGAGUAGUGACUGCAUUGUGCUGGCAUCUGGUCAGCAGCUGUGGGUGUACUCUCUGAAAGGAGUCCUGCUCACUAGCUUUUCAGAUCACAUUCUGCCCAUCUCCUCUAUAUGUGUGGAUAGUUUUCGCCUCGUGACCGCUUCUCAGGACGUCUCUUUACGAGUGCUAACAUGGAGGAACAGCAGAGACAAUGGAGUGACUCUAGAGAGUCAUUUUUACUUGCGGGGAGGCUCUCGUGCAAUGUCCAGAGGGUUCACUCAUGUGGCCUGUGACUACUCCAGCGUCGUGGCCUCACUUGAAGGGGUAGAUGGCAUAGAUGUCCUGAAAGCAUACUCCUUUACAACGUGAGCAUCCCAGGCCAAAAAAAAAUGUUAAUAUAUUCUUCACAAAAUGUUUAUGAACGCUGUACAUUUUGAGGGUUCAGUGAUGUUUACAGAAAAACAAAACAAAUGUUGCUCAUAAAUUUGUGGUAUUAGCAAGGCAAAGACUUACUGAGUGAAAAUGCUUGUUAGGUCCUAAAGAAAAAGCUGUUUCCUUUUUUUGUGUUUGGGUUUAAGGCAAAAUGCUUCUCAAAAAAUAAUCUGUUCUUCAAUGUGUUUCUGUCAUUCUUGAGAAUGGUCAAACAAAACGCAGGCAGCUGUGAUGAUUAUAGUCAAUUUUAGAGACACUUAAAGCCACAUAAACACUUGCUACUUUUUUACAAUAAAGAACUGAAAAAGG